AUGCCAAAAAACUUUGCACUGCCCUCUGCGCUUGAACCAUACAAGGGGUUCCGAGAUCCCCGAGCCCACGUGAAGAAGUUCCAAUCCAUGAUUUUCUUCAACGGUGCUAACAAUGAGCCCGUCCUCUGCCGAGUAUUUCCUACUUACCUCGAUGGUGCUGCAUUACUCUGGUUUUCUAAGCUGUCUGCAGGUUUAAUCUCCUCCUUUGAGGAUCUAGCCAGGUCAUUUAUCGAUUACUUUGCUGCGUCAAGAAUAUAUGUACAUGGAUCAGAUUAUCUUGGCACCAUUAAGCAAGGUCAGCAUGAGAGCUUGAAGGACUACAUGACCAGGUUCGCUGAGGCCACUAUGGAGAUCCAAGACUUGGAUCUGGCUGUCCACUUGCAUGCUCUCAAAGCUGGCCUCAGACCUGGCAAAUUCUGGGAGACUAUUGCGAUAACCAAGCCAAAAACACUGGAAGAGUUCCGAGAAAGGGCCGCAGGUCACAUGGAGAUUGAGGAGCUCCGCGAGGCCCAAAAGUCGGAUAAACAGCCACAUCGAAGAGAUGAGGAAAAAGCUCUCAGAUCACCAAGCAAUAGAGACACAAAGAAACUUUUCAAGCUCACACCAAAAUACAAUACGUACACCAUAUUCAACACCAAAAGAGAAAACAUCAUCAAAGAAAUCCUGAAUGCCAAAAUCGUGAAGCCACAAGCUCGAGCAGGGAACUACCAAGACCAAAGGUUCGUGGAUAGAAACAAGCAUUGCGCCUUCCACCAGAAGUUCGGCCAUACCACGGACGACUGUAUCAUUGCAAAGGACCUGCUCGAAAGAUUAGCACGCCAAGGGCUCCUAGACAAAUAUGUCAAAGGUCGAAAAGCCAGAGGGACAAACUCGGACAAGAACGAACACAAACAAGCAGUGACAGAUAAGAAAGAACAGACAACUCCUGAUCUACCAAAAGGAAUCAUCAGCCACAUAUCAGGAGGAUACGCAGGUGGAGGUGAAACGAACUCGGCCAGAAAACGGAGCUAUAGGGCAAUGCUGGCAAUCGAGGGAACAUUGUAG
Messenger RNA from Arachis stenosperma, 1044 nucleotides. RefSeq lists its product as uncharacterized. The transcript has a single exon. The record is from RefSeq and is a predicted model, not a curated record. The coding region runs from base 1 to 1044 and encodes 347 amino acids. Lineage: Eukaryota; Viridiplantae; Streptophyta; Magnoliopsida; Fabales; Fabaceae.